Messenger RNA from Staurois parvus, 503 nucleotides. The record is from the annotation of a GenBank genome assembly. Lineage: Eukaryota; Metazoa; Chordata; Amphibia; Anura; Ranidae.
UGUCCGAAGAAGGAGGGGCCCGUCCCGGCCUCUGGAUUCUGCUCUGGGAAUCGGCCAUUGGGCUGUACCAUAUCUGCAGUCUCUGACCGUCUCCUGUACCAUGUCUGCAGUCUCUGGUCAUCUCCUGUACCAUGUCUGCAGUCUCUGACCGUCUCCUGUACCAUGUCUGCAGUCUCUGGUCAUCUCCUGUACUGUGUCCGCAGUCUCCGGUCAUCUCCUGUACUAUGUCUGCAGUCUCUGGUCAUCUCCUGUACUGUGUCCGCAGUCUCUGGUCAUCUCCUGUACUGUGUCCGCAGUCUCCGGUCAUCUCCUGUACUAUGUCUGCAGUCUCUGGUCAUCUCCUGUACUGUGUCCGUCUCUCCGGUCAUCUCUCCUGUACUAUGUCUGCAGUCUCUGGUCAUCUCCUGUACUGUGUCCGCAGUCUCCCGGUCAUCUCUCCUGUACUGUGUCCGCAGUCUCUGACCAUCUCCUGUACUGUGUCCGCAGUCUCUGGUCAUCUCCUG